Molecule: messenger RNA, 799 nt
Organism: Moneuplotes crassus
Lineage: Eukaryota; Ciliophora; Spirotrichea; Euplotida; Euplotidae
Source: the annotation of a GenBank genome assembly
UUAUUAAAAUAUUGACAAAAUGGAUACCUUGCUUGACCUCAGCCAAUUUGAGAAGGAGGCCUUCCAAACAAUGGUGAGGAAGGACGAAUACUUCAAAGCUAAUUCAACUCCAUUGUUUAAUGAGUGAUUUAUUAGCCUCACAUCUUCAGGUAUGACGAAGUCCAAGAACCUUGAGCACCUGAUGAACCCAGAAUUAGCAGAUGCAGAAACAGGAGAGGAUAAAUCUGUCACCAUUUCGACAUUAAUGAGCUUCUGCUCGAAUGUCUUGAAAAAUAACCUGACUGAUGACGAGUUCCAUACAGUGUUAGAUGAGAUCUCUGGGAUCCCUGGAGCUACAAAGGGUGAGAUUUUUGAAGGCUACCAAGAAAUCUUAAAACGUUUGCAUUGCAUUGAUAAUGCCUACGAAGAACCAGAAGAAGCUCUAAAUUAUCCAAAUUAUAAGAAAUUUCCUCUAAAAAUGGGCUUAAACGAGGAUCUGUUAUCCAGUCUUAACGGUAAACUAGCAGAUGUUUCAUGGAGGGUCUUCUAUACACUCAACACUAAAAGUCUUAAUAAGGUCUAUAAGCCAAUGUUUGUGGUAACCCUCAAGGUAGUCACAGAUGGAUUUGGUCUAGGUGGAGCCUGGAAAGAAGCAAAUGAUGAUUCAUAUGCUGAAAAACAAGACAUAAAGAUCCUAGAAUUCCAGUGCACACAAGAAGAGCUUACAUAUCUCCUCAAUGAGGUUAAAGCAGCCUGAGUGAUGGCAGAAAAGAGGAUUAAGAAGGAUCAAUAACUAGCCUUAGCAAAUUUCAAUAUUUAA